Cotesia glomerata is the source of this 4932-nucleotide messenger RNA. RefSeq names its product ankyrin repeat and fibronectin type-III domain-containing protein 1 (gene wake). Bases 743 to 4900 code for a protein of 1385 amino acids. Gene Ontology annotation, cellular component: spindle. The record is from RefSeq and is a predicted model, not a curated record. Gene Ontology annotation, biological process: establishment of mitotic spindle orientation; signal transduction; regulation of establishment of bipolar cell polarity. The transcript has 10 exons. NCBI's taxonomy places the organism in Eukaryota, Metazoa, Arthropoda, Insecta, Hymenoptera, Braconidae. Gene Ontology annotation, molecular function: protein binding.
UUAAGUAUUAACAUUGUCAUCAUCUACAUAAUUAUAGUUUUAAAAUAGAUAAUGUGAAUAAACUGUUACGACUAUUAGGUUGUAUGUGUACAAUAAGUGUAAGUUAUCGUCAUUGCUAUAACAUUGUAAGUUUUCUAAUACACAGUUUUGAAUAGGGGACUUCAAAGAGUAGGGUAUGUACAAUGAAGGUAGGACUUGAUGGGAUUUAGUACAGCUGUCGCUUGCUGGCACAUAGAAUAUAGUAAUUAUAGUCGAGUAACAGACGCUAUUAGUCGGUUAAAAUUAAAAAAAUUUUAUUUUUAUUUUUAUCAGUUUAUAUAUAUGUUUCUUUUUUUUAUUGUAGAUUUUCAAAUAUUGAAAUAAAAGUUUUUAUAAAUAAGUAAUCAUUUGUAUGCUAAUAGUUGGUAAUUAUCGGGUUUUGUAAUGUUUUCAAGUAAAGUUAUUGUUUUAGUUUAAUAUGUAAAUAGUCCCUUACAGUUGGGUCGUGUUUGAAUAAAAAAAUUUAUUGAAGAACUGUAUUGAUCAAAUGCAAUAUUUUUGCAAAUGUAUUUUUAAUAAUUUAAAAUAAUUUAUCAUGUUGAUGAUCAAGCGUGGUUGAGGCAAUAAUUUAAAAAAAUUUUUAUAAUUAUGAUAAGUUGUUGAGUUUAUUGGAAACUAUUAAUUACAAACGCAUCAUUGAAAACUAAUAUCAUUAUAGCUACGAAUAAUAGAGAAAAACGUAAAUAUAAUACAUAUUAUCUCAAUGAAAUUCCGAAGAGGCAUCAAUGAUGAAAAUAUAAAGAUGGAACUUGUUUCCCAUCGUCAUACCACUUGUUCUAGUCGAAUAUCGAGCAAGAAAAGAUUUAAGCCAGUGCGAUCUUCUGUUAAAUUAAUGUCAAAGCUGUAUAGCCAGAUUGAAGUUAACCAUUCCUUAAAAUCCAAUGUCGGAAAAAAUACAUUAUUAGAUUCAACAAAAAAUUUAUCGACAAUUAAUAGCUUAAAAAACUCAAUAAAUGUUAAUAAGGUAUCUCUUGAUUUCGAAUCCAAAUUAUCGCUAAAUUCUGACAGUUGCAAAAAAAAUGAAUUAACCAGUGAAUUGACAAGUGACAAUGUAUAUCUUAGUUAUAAAGGAUACGAAAAUCCUAGCUUUGUUCUAGAUUCUUCCCUUGAAUCUUCUAUAACUGAAUAUCUUUUUGAACCAUUUAAUGAUAGAAAAGAAAAAACAGAUAACUGUGAAGCAAUAAAAUUACCAAAUGGUUUGCAUAAACAAAUAGGAAAUAAUUUUUCUGUUGUUGCUGAUGAGCAUUGUAAUAAUCACAGAGAUUUUUCACAUAAAUAUACUCAGCAAAAAAGAAGCAACAAUGAAAAUGAUAACUACAAGCAUUUACCCAUCAAUCGAAAAAAUAGUUUUAGUUGGAAAACUCAAACUAAUCCAAAAUGUUAUUCACAACUUUUUGACGAUCAGCACUCUGAAAUCUCCACUUUAAUUAAAGGGUUCGGAAAAAAAAAAAUUCAACUUCAACUGCAUAGUCAUGAAAGCAACUACUUGAUAGUAGGGUCCAUCAACCCUUUAACGGCUCAGCUUUCUCUCAACAUGUACUUGCAUGUUUUAUUUGCAGCAAUUGAACAGGAAAAUUUAGAAAAAGUUAAUUCAAUUCUUGAGUCUGCAAAUGUUGAUAUUAAUAGUGUAAAUAGCGACGGAUUUUCCCCAUUAGAUUUAGCUGUACUUGGGAAUAAUAAAGCAUUAAUUAAUAUAUUAAUCGCACAUGGUGCUCGAGAAGGAAAUCAAUUUUCAUCUCCUGAAAACUUAAGUAUUCACUUGACGUCUUUAAUGCAGACAGCUGAACAUAAAUUAUCUAAAGCAAGUAGACCUGAAUCUUGUUUAGCUACCAAAACUACAUUAUUAGAAACUCGAAAUAUUACGGCAAGUCUUUCAACAAUGAAUAAUUUUCACUCUGGAUGGACUGAUGACACAAAUAGUAAACAAACUGCACUCUGGGAACGUAGAGUAAGAACGCUGAGAAAAAUGUUAGCUGAUUUUGACCAAGCACGCCCCCCUGAUAUUCCACGCACAGUUAACCUGGAAAUUAUUGGAACCCAGUCAGUAAUUGUAAAAUUUGAAGAAUCAACUAAAAAAUCUUCUUCUGCAUGUACCAAAUUUAAAGUGCAAUGGAGUACAAAAAAAAAUUUUUCAGUUAUCACAGGUGAAGUCGAAAUAUUUGACAUUAGACAACGUCAAUGCCAAAUCGAUAAUCUUGUUCAAGGACAAAAAUAUUUUUUUCGAAUAUGUUUGGGGAACUUGAAGGGGUAUAGUCAAUUUCUACCUUCAUCACCCCCUUGCGCUGUACCUAGCAGUUGGCGUGACAUCGAUGAACGAUUACCCAGAUAUACAGAUCAACUAGAACGAUUAAAUUUACUUUUGAUCGAAAUGCAACGUCCAGAGUAUACUAAAGAAUCAUCAGCUAGUCAAAGACGCAAUCAUAAGAAAAAAACAAUAAAACAACUAUUUUCUGCUACAAGUAAAUUUCAGAAAAAUCUAAAACGUGGCAUUUAUUUAGCUUGUAUUUUAUAUCACGAAAACAAAGUAUUAGUAACCAAUGAAGACUUUCUACCCGUAAUUCAAAUCGAUGAAACUUAUCCUAACUGUAUAUAUAAUAAUUUUUAUUGGUUAAUGAAAGUUUCAUAUAUUUGGGACAAUUUAAAGACUUUAAAGCAAGACAUGGAGAAAAAUUAUGAAAGUUCUAUUAAUCAUUUCAAACUAAAAUACCUUCAAGCAUCGGUACAGAUGCAGGCUGCAUUAGGUAUUCAAAAUUUGGGUGAAAUUUACUACAUGCCAAUUAAAGACAGUCAAGGAACUGUAGUUAUUUCAACGAUUAAUCAUAUUAUAUGUCCAAAAUCAGUAUCUUUACUCAAUUGUAGAUGGUUACCCCUCAGUAAAGUUAUGAAAAAAACUAUUAUCCAUGAAGAGAGCAAUGUUUCAGACAUUUUAAUGUCAAGUAUUCAAAAUAAAAUAACUUAUCAUCAGUUGAGCAGUAUUAAACUAAAUCGGGGACUUUAUUUAGGAUAUCUGAAAAUGCAAAGUAGCGUUGAUCUCAUUCAAAUAGUGGUACCUGCUAAGACACCAAAUGUUCUACCCCACUGCAAAAUUCGUGAUAAUCCGUACGUAUCCGCUGAAGAAUGGAAUCAUUUGAAAAAAGUCAUACACACAUCAGUAUCCGACAGCACAGUAAAAGUAUGUGUUGCAGAAGAAGCAAAAGAUUCAUCCAACGAAUCUCCAACAGUUGAUCAAGGAAAGUUAUUUAUAGAAACGGUAGCAGUUGCUGUUAAUCAGCUUUUUUCUUACAUGGGCAUAGAUUUUCAAGAUUUUGAAACUCACAGAUUAUAUGACGCUGAAAUUAUUGAACUAACUGAUGACGUAUCAUUCCUCAUUGUUGUUCCACCUGUCGAAAAUGUAUGUUUAGUACCAGGUACUCGAGAUAUUUUUUUACAACGAGGGGAUCUGUUGACUCUGCCUAUACAAAUUUUCGAAAUGGUACAACUAAAUGCUUAUCAAAAAAACAUAAUCGAUCGUUAUUCGAAGCUUAGUUGUAUUCUUGAAUUAGAAAUAGUACAAGCACAACAUAAACAUAGAGAAGCUUUUAGUUCGACUGAAGUUAGUGCAGCGAAAGAUAAACUAACUAAACUACAAGAAUUGCAGUCCCAAAUGAAUGAUAUUUGGAAAGGUGCUCGAUGGUUAAUUGAUGUCAUAACGUUUUCUCGUGACAGAGGUUUUUCUCAAUCCGUUCAACGAAAUAAUAGCGGUAUCACUUUGAAAUAUUUACUGAAUGUUAAUCAAGGUAACGAAUCCAAUGCGCAAUGUAGUAAGCGAAUCUUGUUACAACUCCCUGCAAAAGAUACAAAGUCAGUUAAAACAAAUCCUAACAGAGGAAGUUGGCCUGGACUAAAUACAUCAAACAAUCUGUGUGCUACUGAACUAAGUAAAAGUGAACAGCAUCUGUUACAACAAGACAUAAUAACUGAUGAUACGACCUAUAUGAGUAAUGUUUCCCAAACUGCUAAUGAUGAGGGAAGUGGAAGUAACGAUUGUUCAAAAUCAUUUGCUUCUUCUCAAUCAAUUAAAUCGAGUAGCUCAACAUAUUUAAAUGGAACAACAGUAGCGAUGUCAUCUUCAAAGUCUGAAGACAUUCUGUCACUUGAUCGACAUAAGCACACUCGAAGUGGACUGAAAAAUAAUUUUACGAUUGUUAAAUCAAUUUCAGCAGGUAUAAAUCCUCAACUAGGUGAAAAAUCAACGACUUAUGAAAGAACAAUGAAAGAUAUUUCAAUUGAUUCUGCAGCAAAUACAACUACUUCACUAAGUGUUAAGAGUCUUAAUUCGGAUAGUAUCCAUUUACCAUACACAGAUAAUUCUAAUGCAAUCUCACAUCCCAUUAGAAGUCACAUAUCCACAGUCCAUACUAAAAGUGAUGUACUGAAAUCUACGGCAAGUGUAGCAGCUACAGCAAGCAUUUCAAUGGAUACUCAUCUAGAUGAAUUAAAAGAUCAAUCAACUGUUUUACCAGUUCCACCACCAGGCAUUCUUCAGGUAUAUGUUGCCUAUGAAACUGGGUUAGCUUCCGGAACAAGUUUGAAAUUGCAUGUUACUCCGAGAACAACAGCACGGGAAGUAGUUGAUUUAGUUGUCAAACAAUUAAACAUGGCAGUUGUACUCAAAGGACAAGAAGGACCGAUUUACUCAGCUGAAGAAUUACCUAAUUUUUGUUUAGUAGCUGUUAUUGGUGCAAGAGAGCGAUGUUUAAGAGAUGACUUUAAACCAUUACAGCUUCAAAAUCCAUGGAAAAAAGGCCGUCUUUAUGUUAGACAAAAACAAGAUGUUUUAGCUGCUCUUGAGCACAGCAGUAAACACUUGGCUUAUUUGUAAUAAUAAUAAAACUAUUAUUUUAUAUAUUUUAA